AAGCACUAUGAACACACACACACACACACACACACACACACACACACACACACACAUACACACAUGCAUGGGCAUUACAAUUAAAGUAGUUAACAUGUAGACUAACAUCUAUAAUUUUUUUACUUACUUUGCCUUCAGUUAACCCAGUGUUAUCCCAAUGAACACCAAUGAUGUUCAAAGAUACUUCAAUGACACCCCAAUGAAUUUUAUCGAUAUCCAAAAGAUUCUUCGGCCACUAGCUGACCCUAAAUCUGUACAGCAAUCAAUGCGUCUUCCGUCAUUAAUGUUUUUUAAGUCAUAAAAGAUAUUUGUUUUUAUCUCACCCAACUUUUUUUCAGUGUAACUAAUAUCUGUAGUAUGAAACUAGUGCAUUUCUUUGAUUUCCAGGUUUUAAAUGGAUCGAAAGGAAAAACGAAAGCAAUAUCAGAGAAGUUGGAUAGCUAGAAAAAGAUUUGCAAAAAAAAUUGCAACAUGUUCAACAAAAGACCGUAGCAGUGACAGUAACGAUUCUGUUGAUUUAUGUGCAGAUAUAAUUCACUCUUCAGAAAAUGCGAAGGACUUGUCUGUGGAAGAUGUAGCACCACAUAGUACAGAAAGUAGUGAGGAUGGUGAUGAAACAUGGUGUUUGAUUGAAGAAAAUCCUUUUUAUUCAUCUGAUUCAUUGUCAUCAGAUGAAGGAAGAAAUAUUUCAAGUGACCUAAUAUCUUGGAUAAAUAAACACCAAAUAAAACACAAUGCUGCUGAUGAUUUGCUAAAGCUAUUAAGAUCAAAUGGCCAUAAUUCUCUACCCUUAUCUGCUCGCACCUUAUUGAAAACUGAAAGAAAUGUGAAGAUUGAAGACAAAUCUGGAAUGAGCUACAUUUAUUUGGGACUCAAAGAAUCAUUACUAAAAAAUUUUGAAAAAUAUCCUCGACAAACAAAACAAAAUACACAAAAUCUGGAAGUGUCCCUCAAUAUUGAUGGCCUUCCACUAUUUAAAAGCUCAAACACAUGCAUGUGGCCAGUGCUGUGUGCUAUCAUGAUUCAGCCAGUAACUGUCUUUCCUGUCGCUUUAACGUGUGGAUCGUCAAAGCCAUGCAAUUUAGAUUUCUUGAAUGACACGAUCAGAGAGCUGAAUGACAUACUGCAGCAUGGCAUUCAGUAUGAGGAGUUUAAAAUACAUGUAACACUGAAAAGCAUCGUUUGUGAUGCCCCUGCAAGAGCAAUGGUUAAAGCCACUAAACAAUAUUCAGGUUACUAUGGAUGCGAUAAGUGUACACAAAAAGGAGUUUGGUAUGGAAGGCUUACCUAUCAGGAAAUUGAUAAUAUUGUCUUGCGCACUAAUGAGUCAUUUAGAGACCAGAUUCAAGAAGAGCACCAUUGUGGGGUUUCCCCUUUUACAGCUCUUCCUGUGGAUCUAAUAAAAUCAUUUCCAAUAGAUUACAUGCAUCAAGCCUGCCUUGGUGUGAUGAGGCGCUUACUCCUGAUAUGGAUAAAAGGAAAAAAAGAAACUAGGAUUACGCAGAGGCAUGUUGAAGAAAUCAACAAGAAACUCUUAGAAAUGCAACAGUUUGUCCCCAGCAACUUUGCACGAAAACCUAGAAGCCUUCUGGAAAUUGACAGAUGGAAGGCAACCGAAUUCAGACAGUUUUUGUUGUAUACUGGCAAACUUGUUCUUAAAGGCAGCCUAAGAGGUGACCUUUAUGCUCAUUUUAUGACUCUUUCUGUUGCUCUGUGCAUUCUUGUGUCACCAAGACUUAUUCAGAUGCAUAAGGGCUAUGCUCACCAACUACUGGUGUAUUUUGUUAAACGAGGUCGGGAACUCUAUGGCAAUGAGUUCUUAGUGUACAAUGUCCAUAGCAUGCUUCACCUUGCAGAAGAUGCUGGUUGGUUUGGAAGCUUGGAUGUCUGUGCAGCAUUUCCAUUUGAGAACUAUCUGUAUAAACUGAAGAAAAUGGUUAGAUCAGGAAAAAAUGCUUUAUCACAAGUUGUAAAAAGAAUUCAUGAACUGGAGAAUGACCCAGGUGAAAUGAAACCUGCAAAGUUUAAGAAAAUCAUCUGCACUAACAAACCUGACAAUACAUAUAUUUUGGAUGAUUCAUCUUGUUGUGAAGCAGUGGCCUUAUCACACCAAAGAGAUGAUGAAGGAAACCAGAAAAUACUGUGCAGAGUGUACAACAGAACAGAAUCAGCAUUUAAUGACCCAUGUGAUUCCAAGAUUAUUGGAGUUUAUCAGAUAAAUACAGCAAAAAGUUAUAUGAAAUUUAUUAAAAAAAGCGACCUAAAAACAAAGGCAAUUAUGGUACAUAGUAGAAGUGGAAGACACACAAAAAUCCUAGCAAUACUGCAUGAAUUCUGAAAACUAUCAGGUGAGGAAACUUUUAAGUAGAAAAGUUUGAAUGUUAAAUGGUUACAGUGUAGAAUUUGCUGCCUGUGAUCAUGGAAAUGUAUCAUUAAUUUUAAAUAUAUUUUAACAGAUGUCAUUUGUAGUUGUGGAGUUUCUGGAUGAAAAGGCAGUUGAAGUUGUUCCCAAGUCAUGGAUAAUGCAUAAAGAAAAAGGUCUGUUUUGUUACUGGCCUCCAAGGGCAGGUGCUGCAGCCAAGGUGAAAAAGGAAGAAAUCCCAGAUAAAGAAAAAUGGAAUUCAUCCGAGAUAAGGAUAUUUUC
Molecule: messenger RNA, 2644 nt
Organism: Eriocheir sinensis (Chinese mitten crab)
Lineage: Eukaryota; Metazoa; Arthropoda; Malacostraca; Decapoda; Varunidae
Exons: 2
Coding region: 395-2338 (647 amino acids)
Source: RefSeq, a predicted model, not a curated record